Messenger RNA from Equus caballus (horse), 5446 nucleotides. RefSeq names its product spermatogenesis-associated protein 31E1. The record is from RefSeq and is a predicted model, not a curated record. NCBI's taxonomy places the organism in Eukaryota, Metazoa, Chordata, Mammalia, Perissodactyla, Equidae.
CAUGUCCCAUAAAUCUUUGCGAAGCUUUUAUAACUUCAGAAGUAUAAAUGCUACUAACAUAAACAUAUUAUUUGGAGGUUUAAUUAUUUAUAUUUUUAUUAUGCUUAGCUUUAUGAAUUUUUAAUAAAUCAUUAGUUUGAAUUUUUGUGUCAUUCAUUCUGAGUGGAGCUGGCAAAACUCAAUGGAAACAAUAAGAACUUAAAUAGUCAAUAUUAAAUAAGUAUAAAAUAAAGUUCUACUUCUGGGUUAACAAAAGUGAAAAACUUACGUGGGAAAAAUGGAGUUGAGAUUUACGACAACAUGGAUGAAAUUGGAGGGCGUUAUGCUAAAUGAACUAAGCCACACAGGGAAAGACAAAUAAUGCGUGGUACCACUUAUAUGUGGAAUCUAAAAAAAAAGACAAACUCAUGGGAAGAGUAGAAAAGUGAUUUUCAGGGGCUGGGGGUAGGGAAAUAGGGAGAGGCUGUAAAAGGGCGCAAACUUCCAGCUAUAAAUGAAGAAGAUGAGGAUCUAACGUAUAACACGCUGACUACACUUGACAACACUGUAUUGUACAACUGAGAUGUGCUAAAAACUGGAAUCAAGGGCAGGGGAGAUUCUGAGAGUACAGAUCCCUGGGAAAUGGCCAAAAUUCUUCAGAGAACUUCAGACUUUCAAAGAGUAUGAAUCAGUGGGUUCAAGCCAAGAUCUCCAAGAGAUACAAGGAAUCAAGUAUUGAGGUCCAGGUGGAAUGAAUAGGAAAUUGACUAAGGUCUAGAAAGCCCAGGAGGGUGGAGGUGCUAGACUAGAUAGUGGGGGAAAGGCUGUGGUCCAGCCUGCUCCUCUUCUGUCCCCUCGUCUCCCACUCUCAGGAGCCCUUUGUGACAAGGUCACAGCUCUGUGAUGUGGGCUUGAGGCUCUAGUCCCCACGCCACUCCCAGUGCUCAGUUGCCUGUGGGAAGCAGUGCAAUUCAGAGGAUGGAUUCAGACGAUGGAGAAUCCUCUCUUUUCUCUGAAAAGCAUUAUUGAUAUCUGGCUGAGCUCCAGUUCCACUUCCUGGGCAAUUGCUAUCAUCCUCACUGUCCUAUGUGGACUAGGGUUCUUCUUCAUGCUACUUGCCUACCUCCAGAGUAAUCCAUCCUUACCACCAGCUAGGAAACAUGGAAGCAUCAAGAAGCGUCAAGUGGAGCCGAGGGGGAGGAGCAGCAGGACUAGGAAGAAAAGUGGGGCUUUGAGAGCUUGCAGAGACUGCCUGAAAGAGCUAGAGGAGGCUCGGGGCCUCGUUUUACUGGUGCAAAGCCACCUGGACAGACUCCAUGACAAGGGUGGCUUUCAUCAGCUCUCACGUCAAGACGCCCCUGGCAAGGUGGGCAAAGCAGCGUCUGCUGGAGCCCACCAGCCACGUGGGGAGCAGAUGGAAGAUGCUGCUCCUGCCAUGUCCCUGUCCGCUUCCCCGGCUCCUCUGACCAAGCGCCCUCUACCUCUGGCCUGCACCCUGUCAGCAGAACCUCAGGAAGACCAGUCUGACUUGCCAAGAAUCCCACUGGGCACCGUCGCCAAGAGCUCACCUCCAGGUAACUCUGGUUUGGCAUCUCCCAUCUCAGGCCUUGUCCACACAAGUUGUCCCAUUUUGUUCCUCUCCCAGUGGUGGAAGGUUAUCCAGGCCUUGCUCUUCCCCACCUCAUCACAGCCCGAGUGCCAGCAAGAGCGCCUGUCUCACCGCCCGCUGGAGGACUCACCCUGGGGAGCCCUCACCGACAGGCAGGUAGAGGCUGGUAGCCCCUCAUUUGUCAACCCUGACGUCCAGAAGAUGCUGAACAUACAGAUCACCAAAAGAGUCGAACUGGUUAUCUGGAAUAAGAAAGAAAACGAUGGGGCAUUUGCGAAACACAUGAGCUCAGACUUCCACCUGACCUCUUCAGGGAAUAUGUGGAAAGCACCAGGCGCUGAGCAGGACACCACAAGCCCCCACCCCUUCUGGACCAUGAAAGACAAACCAGAGCAGCUGCUCAGUCCUCGGCAGCUGUCCUAUCCCAAAGUCUUGGGGGACCAUUUACAGCAGAAAUGCAGCCAGCUCUACUGGGGUCUCCCCUCUCUGCACAGUGAGUCUCUGGUGGCUACCAUCUUGGUCUCUAGGAGGUCUUCUCAACUACAGGCUUCCUCUGUUUCAUUCAAUGGCAUCUCUCAUUGCUUUCCAGUUCCAGUCUGGCCUAAAAUAUCUUCAAGGCUUUCCCAGGCCCCACCCUUGCCCCACUCUGGGGCCCAACCCCAACCUCUGGCUCAGACUCAGACCCAGAACCAUCUCCCAUCCUCUCUCCCAAUCCAACCACCUUCUUCUCCACCCCAGAUGGGGACCUGUGGGGUAUCUUUCCCUGCAUUCCAGAAUGAGGCACAAUCUUUCAUCCCAACUAAAAUACAUCUGGAAUUUUCCCUGUUGCAGAAGCAACUGGAAAGGGAGAGAGCUUUACCUUCUGUGGUAAAACGAUCUGAAGAAGUCUUUUGCCAACUCAUUCCCAAUCUUCCCCAACGCAGUGGGGCCUCCCACACUCACAAGUCAGUUUCCACCCUUCCUGGGGACUUUAUCAGCUCUAAUCUCCAAAAGCAACAUCUUCAAAAGAGGCUCAUCAAAGAUGAACACCACGGUGUCCUGCCCCAAGAGAUCCAAGUGUCUCUGGAACUGAUGCGGCUUCAGGAAGAAUUCCUAGUGGCUUAUCAGGCACAGGGCAAGCAGGCGCCCUCACGGCCCUCUGCAUUUGCAGACAAAGGCAGCAAGGACACACAGAAAAUGGGGUCUAGGUGCCCUAGAAAGUCCCAUGGGAAGGGUCAAGUAAAGUUACAACUAGGGAAGGACUUUAGCAAGGGUCUGGGGCAAUGUCUGCAGAGGAUUCCGGAAGAUCUCUCCAGGGGCUCAGCCAGCUUCCCAGUGAAGGUUCUGGGAAUGAACUCCGAGGAGUCAGAAAAACACUUGCUGAGGCCCUCGAAGAGUGACUCUGGAAAUUGCUUACCCAGAGGCCCAGAUGAGAAACAUCUAGAAAAAGUCUUGGAAGUCCAUUUGGGCAGGAAGUCGAUACAGAUCAAGGAGGGUUUGAUCCCUGUGAGUGUGCGUCGAUCCUGGCUUGCUGCCAACUAUGCAUUUCCCAAGUCCCACACUCACACGGAAACCGGAAAUCCAGCAUCCUGGAAGGGUCAGGAACCCGCUGUGAACACCUCCUGUGGGCAUUCCGUCCUCAGUCCACACACUCGACAGGUUCUGGAAGCACAUAUUACAAAGCUUCGAGUGCUCCAUAAGUGGGGUCUACCCCUCAAGGUCCUCAAGCCCAUAAAACUCCUUAAGUUGAAAAAGGUUCAACCCUCGCCCCUUCCACGGUCGGCCUUCCCUCCGUCAGCUGCCUGUGCAUCUGGGGCCCACUCAAAAGCUAGCUUCACCACGUUCUCGGGAAAAUCUCUUCAGCCCCAUCCAAGAGAGAAAUUGAUGGAAGAGUCAGUUCCCACCCUGACAAGUCCCCUCCCGGCCCCGUCCCCUGUGCGUGAAGAAAUCCAGGAGGCCCUGGGUGGGACCCCACCUGGUGAUGGGCCCUCAGAGGCCCCUCUUGCUGGACAGGAGGGCAGGCCGCCUCCUCAGUCUCUCACAAAAAGCUCUGUGGGCAGAAACUGGCACAGUGAGCCUGUGAUGGGGGCCGAGAAAGGCAGGCUGGGGCCGAGUCCCAGUUCAGCCGUGGCCAGGGGGGAGCCAAGGGAGGGGAGCGGGCGCCAGGCCUCGCGAGACCCCUGCCGUAGUUCCAGUUCCCAGAGGGAACACACCAGUGAGGACACACCAGCUUCCCAGGUGCCAUAUGACCUCAUACCUAGUGGAAAGACCAGCCAGGGGCAGCAGCAGCCCAGGAUACCAAAAGCUAAGGACCCACGUAAGAGCCAGAGCAAGAUAUUUGUCCCAACUGAUGAGAGGAAUGACUACAGGAGGCCCAAACCAGGAGAGUGUGAAGAAAGGUUUGCAGGACUGAGGGCUUCCCAAGCCAGUGAGAUGAGCCGCCCCUCCCAAGUCAGGGGAACAGGAGACACCACUGGGAGCAAAUGCUUCCAGCUCCUGCUGGAGAAGGGACACUCCAGCCACUUCAGAAAAGAGAUGCAGCACUUUCUGCAGCAUCUUGACCCCAGUCAAAAAGACAAAAGACUAGAAGAUCUCCCUCCAAAGGGCGAGCCUGCGUCAGCCACUGCCCAGAGCCCUGGACCAGUCACAAGCUCUGUUAAGGACGGCGGGGCUGGUGAAGCGCAGAUGAUCGCGACAUCUGUUGGACAGAUCCUGGCAGAGACAUUGAGGCUUCACCAAGGACUUUGCGGCUCAGAGAAAUGGCAGCACAAAGAACAAUUCCAGGCCCCCGGAAGUGGGCAUUCCCACUACCAGGGGGCUUUCUCCUCCCCAGAGCAGAGAAGAGUGAUGACAAAUACAGUUUACAGUCACAAAGCCACCUCUGGGGUCCACGGCUGUCCUAACAAGAGCAGGUGGACCAGAGAGAGGGAUGGCAAGUGGGUUUCCACCUAGGGAGCCUGGGUCCCCAGCCAGACCCUCCCAGCACGGGCCGAAUGUGGCAGGUGCCUCAGCCCACCAUUACCCAACAUGCUGUCCUUGAGAGUGUGCUUCUCAUGCCUUUCCUGUUAGGGAAACUUUCUGCCAAUAAAAAAUGUAGUUUAUGCAGAGAAAAUCUGGUUAGGAAUUUCCUAAGGUUGGCACAUUUUCUCUAUGCAAAUGGCUUCUUCCUCCAAUUUUUAUUGUUUCUCAAAAUACGUCUUUCCUCACAAGAGGUGGCAGCCUCUGUCUGUGUCCUGCUGGGUGGAAGGGAAGGGCUCUGGGUCUGCUCUUCCUGAGUGCCUGCUUUGGCUUCCAGAAGGGUUGCGGCCAUGGAGAGAGGCUGGCUGCAGCGUGGCAUACCCACCCCCACCCCCAUUCCCUCAUUGCACCUUAAGUUUCCAUAACUCCAUCAUUACAGAAACAAGCGAAAGCAUCCAGAACUUGUCAAGAUGAGCAAAAAGACCCCACUCCAGGAGCAGGCUCAGCCUGUCCUUUCCUGCUUUCUCCCUACCUUGAACACGUGCAGCUGUGGGGAAGAGGUUGCCAGAGGCUGAAAUUCCCCUCAGGCUCCAGGAAGUGUUGGAGACAAGUUCACGUGUCACAGAGCGGGGAGGGGACUUUGGGGGCAGUGCUGGCCCUGAGUCCAGAGGUGGGAGAAAUCUUGGCCCCCGGAUCUCAUGGUGGGAAUAGAUGAUGCCUUCCCCGGGAGCCUUCUCUCCCUGAUGAAUCUGGGAUUGAGAUGGGCCGGGGAACCCUCGUAGCUCAGCGUCAGCCUCCCUCUGCCCAUCUCACCCUCUGGAGCAGCAGCAAGGGUGAGGAUGGCGCUCCCAGCUCUCAGGGUGUGCAGUGGGGAGCAUGGAGGCUGCUGAGGGCCAAUCCAGCCCUACUGGAGAGGAGAGA